Messenger RNA from Caenorhabditis bovis, 555 nucleotides. Lineage: Eukaryota; Metazoa; Nematoda; Chromadorea; Rhabditida; Rhabditidae. The record is from the annotation of a GenBank genome assembly.
AUGGCUGAUUUCGACAAUAAUCCAACGUCUCUCUACAGUGUCAAAGGCCUAGUUAUACUUGAUCAAGACGGUAACCGAAUUCUUGCAAAAUAUUAUGAUCGUACUCACUUCGGGACUACCAAGGAUCAGAAAGCUUUCGAAAAAAACAUGUUCCAGAAGACUAGUCGGAACACAUCAUCCGAAAUUCUUCUUCUUGAUGGUGUUACAUGUCUCUAUCGCUCAAAUGUAGAUCUCUAUUUCUAUGUUCUUGGAAAUGCUCGCGAAAAUGAGAUCAUCCUUGAAAGUGUUCUCACUUGCCUCUACGACUCAGUUUCGACUUCGUUGAGAAAGAACGUCGAGAAAAAAGCUUUCAUCGAGGCAAUGGAUACAAUGAUGCUUGUGAUUGACGAGAUCUGUGAUGAAGGAAUUAUUCUCGAAACCGAUGCCUCCGCUGUGGUUCAAAGAUGCGCAUUGAAGGCCGACGAAGUCUCGUUUUCCGAUCAAUCUUUCUCACAGGUUGGAAUGUCGUUUAUCGAAUCAGCUAACAAGCAAUUCAAAUGGUCCCUUCUCAAGUAA